GGUUGUGGGAAUGUUGGUGGGUCUCUGGGUCCAGGAGUAGACAGGACCAGAGGCAGAAUGGGCAGAGCCACAGGAGGCAGGGGCUUGUUCUCAGGAGUUUCACAAGGCACAAAAAUUCCAGAUCGUGUUUCUCCCUCAGCCCCUUCAGGAUAUCCUGUUAUUCAGCCAGGGCAUAUAUGUACGGUCGAGGUGGCCAGUGUCACUGCAACCCCUGGAUUUGCCGUCUUUCCUGUAUAGAGGCGGGUCCCACAGAUCAUCUGGUUCGGUCCAGGCAAAGGAGAGGGAAGAAUUUUAAAACAGACACUGAAAUGAGAAAGAAUUCACUGGGAAUUCAUCAGACAAAGUUAAAAUAGGACAAUAGUUCUGACAGGUGCCUGGCACGGAGAAGGAGCAAAUAUUUUCUCGCUAUGCUACAAAAUUUAAUACUUCUGUUUCUCGGAUUGGUUGUACAAAAUUUCUGCUCUCCACCGAAAACAACAGAGCAGAUGAACAGAUGUGAUAAGAAGUCUCUGCUCAUCAUUAGGACUGAGUGCCAAUCUUGCUCACUCAACUCAAGAAUGAAGUGCCCUGAUGGUUACACCAAGGUUACCAAUGGCUCCAUAGGGGUUCGAGAUUGCAGGUACUCCUUUGAGAUCAGGUCAUACUCUCUGUCUAUCCCUGGGUGCCGCCACAUCUGCAGGAAGGACUACCUCCAGCCUCAGUGCUGCCCAGGCCACUGGGGCCCAGACUGCCUGGAGUGCCCGGGAGGCCCGCAGUCCCCCUGCAGCGGCAGGGGCCGCUGUGCCGAAGGCAUGGAAGGGAACGGAAGCUGCUCAUGCCAAGAAGGGUUUGGCGGAACAGCCUGUGAAACCUGUGCGGAUGACAACUUAUUUGGACCCAGCUGUGCAGAAGUGUGCAGCUGUGUGCAUGGAGUGUGCAACAGUGGAAUCGACGGCAAUGGAACCUGCGAGUGCUACUCUGCAUACACCGGCCCCAACUGUGACAAGCCCGUUCCGGAAUGUGCAGCCUUGCUCUGCCCUGAAAAUUCCAGAUGCUCACUUUCCAGCGAAGAUGAAAGGAGACUAGAAUGCAAAUGCCUCCCCAGUUACAAAGGCGACGGCAAACACUGCGAGCCCAUCAAUCCAUGUUUACAAAAUGUCUGCCACCGUCACGCUCAUUGCACAUACCUGGGACCAAAUCGGCACCGCUGCACAUGCCAAGAAGGCUACCACGGGGAUGGCCAAGUGUGCUUACCAGUUGACCCCUGCCAAACUAACUUUGGAAACUGCCCUACAAAGUCCACGGUGUGCAAAUAUGAUGGACCUGGACAGUCUCACUGUGAGUGUAAAGAACAUUACCACAACUUUGUACCUGGCCUGGGGUGCAGUAUGACCGACAUCUGUGCAUCUAAUAACUCCUGUCACAGGAAAGCAAACUGCUCCACCGUCGCACCAGGUCAAACCAAAUGCACUUGCCAAAAAGGUUAUGUGGGUGAUGGCUCAACGUGUUACGGAAACAUCAUGGAGAGACUCAGAGAAUUAAACACUGAACCCGGAGGAAAAUGGCAAGGAAGUCUGACUUCUUUCAUCUCUCUCCUGGGCAAAGCCUACGCCUGGCCACUCAGUAACCUGGGACCCUUCACUGUGCUGCUGACCACAGACAAGGGGCUGAAAGGACUCAAUGUAAAGGGGCUUUUGAUGGAUAAUAAGGCUACUCAGUACUUCGUGAAACUUCACAUAAUUGCUGGGCAGAUGAGCACCGAGAGUAUGAAUAACACAGACACAUUCUACACCUUGACGGGAAGGUCAGGGGAAAUCUUCAGUGGUGAUAAGGAUAAUCAACUAAAGCUUAAACUCUAUGGAGGUAAAAAGAAGGUAAAAAUUAUAGAGGGGAACAUAAUUGCUUCCAACGGGCUCCUACACAUUCUUGACAGAGCCAUGGACAAGAUGGCACCCACAUUUAAGAGCAACACGGAGCAAACCAUAAUGACAAUGUUACAACCAAGAUACAACAAGUUCAGAGCUUUGUUAGAGAAAACCAACAUGGGGCGUGCCUAUGAUGGGGAUGGAGCUGGUGAACCAUACACCAUUUUUGUUCCAAGUAAUGAAGCAUUGAAUAACAUGGAGGAUGGCGCUCUUGAUUACCUCCUCUCUCCAGAGGGAUCUCAGAAGCUUCUGGAACUCAUCAGACACCACAUUGUCCCCUUUACCCAGCUUGAAGUGGCCACCCUCGUUUCGACCUUUCACAUACGGAGCAUGGCCAACCAGAUCAUACAAUUUAACAUAACCAAUAAUGGGCAGAUUCUGGCAAAUGACGUGGCAAUGGAAGAACUUGAGGUCACUGCCAAAAAUGGCCAAAUUUACACGCUGACUGGAGUUCUGAUUCCUCCCUCCAUCAUCCCAAUUCUGCCCCACAGAUGCGAUGAAGCAAAGAGAGAACUGAAACUGGGCACUUGUGUUAGCUGUUCCCUGAUACAUUGGAGCAAAUGUCCUGCCAACUCUGAGCCCACAGCACUCUUCACACACAACUGUGUCUAUGCUGGCAGAACAAGGACCCUGAAGAGUGGCUGUGCCCGGUACUGCAACGCCACUGUGCAGACACCACAGUGCUGCAAAGGCUUCUACGGGCCGGGCUGCAACCAGUGUCCAGGAGGCUUCACCAGGCCGUGCUCCGGAAACGGACAGUGCGCAGACGGCCUUGGUGGCAAUGGAACAUGCAUCUGCCAGGAUGGCUUCCAGGGUUCCCAGUGUCAGUUCUGCUCGGACCCCAACAAAUAUGGACCUCGAUGUGACAAAAAAUGUCUGUGCAUUCACGGGACCUGUGAUAACCGGGUAGACAGCGACGGGGCCUGCCUCGCUGGCACAUGCAAAGAAGGCUCCGCGGGGACAUUCUGCCACAAGCAGACCUCAGCCUGUGGGCCCUACAUGCAGUUCUGUCACAUCCACGCCACCUGCGAAUACAGCAAUGGCAUGGCAAGCUGUGUUUGCAAACCAGGAUAUGAAGGGGACGGAAGCCUCUGUUCAGAGAUGGACCCUUGCAUGGGAUUAACCCCAGGGGGCUGCAGCCACAAUGCAGAAUGCAUCAGAACCGGUGUGGGGACCCACACCUGCGUGUGCCAGCAGGGAUGGACCGGGGACGGACGAGAUUGCUCAGAGAUCAACAACUGCCAGCUGCCCAGCACUGGCGGCUGCCAUGACAACGCAACCUGUCUGUACCUGGGCCCCGGUCAGAAUGAGUGUGAGUGCAAGAAAGGAUUCCGAGGCAAUGGAAUCGAGUGUGAACCGAUAACUUCAUGCUUGGAACAAACUGGGCAAUGUCAUCCCCUGGCAACCUGUCAGGUUAUUUCUGGCAUCUGGAGCUGUGUUUGUCGAGAGGGCUAUGAAGGAGAUGGCUUUCUGUGCUAUGGAAAUGCAGCAAUGGAAUUGUCAUUUCUCUCUGCGGCAGCUAUAUUUAACCAGUGGAUAAAUAACGCUUCUCUACAUCCCAUGCUGGCAGCUGCCUCCAACCUCACUGUCCUUGUGCCUUCCCAACAAGCUAUUGAGGACAUGGACCAAGAUGAGAAAGACUUUUGGUUGUCCAAGAGCAAUAUGCCCGCCCUGAUAAAAAACCACAUGCUGCAGGGCACAUACGGAGCGGCGGACCUGCAGGCUCUGUCAUCUUCAGACACGCUGGCAACGUCGCUGCAGGGCAACUUCCUUCACCUGGCGAAGGCAGAUGGGAACAUCACAAUUGAAGGGGCAUCUAUCCUUGACAGUGACAAUGCAGCCACAAAUGGGGUGAUACACAUCAUCAACAAGGUUCUGGUUCCCCAAAGAGGUCUAAGUGACUCCUUACCAAACCUGCUCACCCGGCUGGACCAGAUGCCUGACUACUCCAUCUUCCGGGGCUACAUCAUUCAUUACAAUCUGGUGAACACAAUAGAGGCUUCUGAUGCUUACACAGUGUUUGCACCCAACAAUGAUGCCAUUGAGAAUUACAUUCGGGAAAAGAAGGUCACAAGUCUAGAGGAAGACAUACUCAGGUAUCACGUGGUCUUGGAGGAGAAACUCCUGAAGAAUGACCUGCACAACGGCAUGCACCGGGAGACCAUGCUGGGCUUCUCCUACCUCCUUGGCUUCUUUGUCCACAAUGACCAGCUCUACGUAAAUGAAGCUCCAAUUAACUACACCAAUGUAGCCACUGACAAGGGAGUGAUCCAUGGCUUGGGGAAAGUUCUGGAAAUUCAGAAGAAUAGAUGUGAUAUGAACUACACUGCUAUUAUACGAGGAAGGUGUGGGAAGUGUCCCCAGCAACCAGUCUGCCCGUUUGGAGGUAAACCACUGACUGACGAGUCGAAGAGAUGUAUCUAUACCAUUUAUUUCAUGGGCAAACGAUCCGUGUUCAUUGGAUGCCAAUCAGUCUGUGUGAAAACUACCAUUAGACGAGAAUGCUGUGCGGGCUUCUUUGGCCCCCAGUGCCAGCCCUGCCCCAGGCAAGCUGACAACGUCUGCUUUGGAAAUGGCAUCUGCUUGGACGGAGUGAACGGCACCGGUGUGUGUGAGUGUGGAGAGGGCUUCAAUGGGACAGCCUGCGAGACCUGCACGGAGGGCAAGUACGGCAUCCACUGUGACCAAGUGUGCACUUGUGUCCAUGGGAGAUGCAACCAAGGACCCUCUGGUGACGGCUCCUGUGAAUGUGACGCUGGCUGGCGAGGAGUGAAAUGUGACAGCGCAAUCACAAAAGACAACUGCAAUGGGACAUGCCACACCAGCGCCAACUGCCUUCUCAAUCCAGAUGGCACAGCCUUGUGCAAAUGUGCGGCGGGAUUCCAAGGGAAUGGGACAGUCUGCACAGCAAUCGAUGCCUGUGCGGUCCGCAAUGGGGGCUGCUCUGCCAAGGCUACCUGUAAGAGAACCGCCCCAGGAAGCCGGGUGUGCGUGUGCAAGGCAGGCUAUGCUGGCGACGGCAUCGUAUGCAUAGAGAUCAACCCGUGUUUGGAGAACAAUGGUGGCUGUCACAGGCACGCUGAGUGCACACAGACAGGACCCAACCAGGCCGUCUGCAACUGUCUACCGAGAUACACAGGAGACGGGAAGGUCUGCUCGCUCAUCAACAUCUGCUUAACCAAAAACGGUGGCUGUAGUGAAUUUGCUAUCUGCAACCACACCGGGGAGGAUGAAAGGACCUGUACUUGCAAGCCGAACUACGUUGGAGACGGGUUCACCUGCCGUGGCAACAUCCAUCAGGAGCUUCCCAAGAACCCGAAAACUUCCCAGUAUUUCUUCCAGCUGCUGGAGCAUUCCGUACGAGACCUGGCUGGUCCGGGCCCCUUCACCGUUUUUGCGCCUUCAUCUACAGCCUUUGAUGAGGACCUGCGGAUUAAAGACUGGGACAAACAGGGCCUAAUGCCCCAGGUUCUCCGGUACCAUGUGGUCGCCUGCCACCAACUGCUCCUGGAAAACCUGAAACUGAUCCCAAACGCAACUUCUCUCCAAGGGGAAUCAAUUGCCAUCUCUGUCUCUCAGGACACUGUGCAUAUAAAUAAUAAAGCUAAAAUCAUAUCCAGUGAUCUCAUCAGCACCAAUGGAGUCAUCCACAUCAUAGACAAGUUGCUGUCUCCCCAAAACUUGCUCAUCACCCCUAGAGACGCUGCUGGAAGGAUUCUGCAAAACCUUACAACAGUGGCAGAGAACCAUGGCUACAUCAAAUUUAGCAACUUAUUACAGGAUGCUGGCUUGCUAAGCAUCAUCACUGACCCUAUCCACACUCCGAUCACUCUCUUCUGGCCCACGGACCAAGCCCUCCAAGCCCUGUCCCCUGAGCAACAAGAUUUCCUGUUCAACCAAGACAACAAGGACAAGCUGAAGGAAUAUCUAAAGUUCCAUGUGAUCCGAGAUGCCAAGGUUUUAGCGGUGGACCUGCCCAGAUAUGGCUUCCUGAAGACCCUGCAAGGCUCAGAGCUGAGUGUGCGGUGCGGAGCUGACAGUGACAUCGGUGAGCUCUUCCUGAAUGGCCAAACGUGCAGAAUUAUACAACGGGAGCUCUUAUUUGACCUGGGUGUGGCCUAUGGCAUUGACUGUCUGCUGAUUAACCCCACCCUAGGGGGACGCUGUGACAUUUUUACUACGUUCAACAUCUCGGGGGAUUGUGGGAGCUGUUCCUAUACUCCCAGAUGCCCCAGGUGGACGAAACCAAAGGGCGUGAAGCAGAGGUGUCUAUACAACCUGUCCUUCAAGAGCAAUGUGGAAGGCUGCCGGCAGCAGUGUGCCCUGGUGAUCCAGCUGUCCAGGUGCUGCAAGGGCUACUUCGGGAGAGACUGCCAGGCCUGCCCUGGAGGACCGGAGACCCCGUGUAAUAACCGGGGUGUCUGCCUUGAUCACUACUCAGCCACGGGAGAGUGUAAAUGCAACACCGGCUUCAACGGGACCGCGUGUGAGCUGUGCUGGCCAGGGAGAUUCGGGCCCGACUGUCAGCCCUGUGGCUGCUCGGACCAUGGCCAGUGUGAUGAGGGGAUCACGGGCUCUGGGCAGUGCCUCUGUGAAGCAGGGUGGACCGGCCGCUUCUGUGACACACAGACAGUUUUGCCCCCCGUGUGCACACCUCCUUGUUCUGCUUAUGCUACCUGUAAGGAGAACAACACGUGCGAGUGCAACCUGAACUACGAAGGUGACGGAGUGACGUGCACAGUUGUUGAUUUCUGCAAACAGAACAAUGGAGGGUGUGCAAAGGUCGCCAAGUGCUCCCAGAAGGGCACAAAGGUCUCUUGCAGCUGCCCAAAGGGCUACAAGGGGGAUGGCUACAGCUGCUCAGAGAUAGACCCCUGUGCAGAUGGCCUCAAUGGUGGAUGUCAUGAGCAUGCCAUCUGCAAGAUGACCGGCCCGAGCAAGAAGAAGUGUGAAUGCAAGAGCCAUUACAUAGGAGACGGGGUGAGCUGCGAGCCAGAGCAGCUGCCCGUGGACCGCUGCCUACAGGACAACGGGCAGUGCCACGCGGACGCCAGCUGUGCCGACCUCCACUUCCAGGAUACCACUGUUGGAGUGUUCCAUCUGCGCUCCCCACUGGGCCGGUAUAAGCUGACCUUUGACAAAGCCAAAGAGGCCUGUGCCAACGAAGCUGCAACCUUGGCAACCUACAACCAGCUCUCCUACGCUCAGAAGGCCAGGUACCACCUCUGUUCGGCAGGCUGGAUUGAGAGUGGGCGGGUUGCCUACCCCGUAGCCUAUGCCUCCCAGAACUGUGGCUCUGGCAUCGUUGGGAUAGUCGACUAUGGACUGAGAAACCAGAGUGAGAUGUGGGACGUCUUCUGCUACCGGAUGAAAGACGUGAACUGCACCUGCAAGAAGGGCUACGUGGGAGAUGGCUUCUCAUGCAGCGGGAAUCUGUUGCAGGUCCUGAUGUCCUUCCCCUCGCUCACAAACUUCCUGACGGAAACGCUGGCCUACUCCAACAGCUCGGCCAGGGGCCGGACGUUUCUGAACCUCCUGACUGACCUGUCAGUCCGCGGCACACUCUUCGUGCCCCAAAACAGCGAGCCGGGAGAAAAUAAGAAGCUGUCUGGGCGGGACAUCGAGCACCACUUCACCAACGUCAACAUCUUCUUUUACAAUGACCUCGUCAACGGCACCAUGCUGCGAACCAGGCUGGGAGGCCAGCUGCUCAUCACCUCCAGCCAGAACCAGAGCCAACUGGAGACCAGGUUUGUUGAUGGAAGAACCAUUCUGCAGUGGGACAUCUUUGCUUCCAAUGGGAUCAUCCAUGUCAUUUCCAGGCCUUUAAAAGCACCGCCUGUCCCACUGACUGCAGCCCACACUGGCUGGGGAAUGGGGAUAUUCUUCUCCAUCCUGCUGGUCAUCGGAGUCAUCGCUUUGGGUGCAUAUUCUUACUUCCGACUGAACCGGAGAACAGUUGGCUUCCAGCGCUUUGAGUCGGAAGAGGAUAUUGAUGUCACAGCUCUCGGCAAGCAGCCGCCUGAGAAUAUCUCAAACCCCCUGUAUGAGAGCACCACCCCGGCGCCCCCAGAACCUUCCUACGACCCCUUCGUGGACUCCUCGGAAGACCAGCAGCUGGAGGGCAGUGACCCGCUGGGGGCACUGUGACGGCCCAGCCCUGCUGCAGCCAGCCUUGCUCCGGCCACCUGGGCUACAGCAGCCUCCUCACAGGGGCUGUCAACUGUGAAUCCUCAGCCCCCAUUGCCUCUGGGGACCAGCAGGUCCAUUAGCAUUUUAAAGUAUAUGAAGCACCCAAGCUGUACCUCAUCUCUCCGCUCCAAUCUGGGGGACUAUUUUGUUUCUGUGGGCGAGGGACCCUGUGAAAUCCACCCACCAACUCAGGGGACUGCUCCCUCCUCCGACCUUCCGCUGUCCUUCCUGUGUGAGCUUGGAUGCUCUUACUCCCUUCUCCCUGACUCGAUAGUAACUGUACCUCGUCUUCCUUUCCUGUUAGAGUGUAAGCUCCCAAAGGCAGGCACCUGCCUCCUUCAUCUUGUAUCUCAGCCCUUAGCACAGUGUCUGGCACAUGCAACGUGUUCAAUAAAUGUUUAUGGAACAGAAACAAAGUCCGUGGAACAAAUCUAGUGUUUUGGGAAACAAAUAAAAAUGCUCUUUGCCACUGCAGGGGUCAAGCUUCAAAGAUAAAAUCCACUUGCUGGACCCAACUCGGGUCUUUUCAGCUGCUGACCUCUGCCCAUUAAGACUUUGUUCUUAAUUCUGUUUUGCCUGUGUGUGUUAAAAAGACACAAUAAACCGCAGU
Molecule: messenger RNA, 8706 nt
Organism: Artibeus jamaicensis (Jamaican fruit-eating bat)
Lineage: Eukaryota; Metazoa; Chordata; Mammalia; Chiroptera; Phyllostomidae
Gene: STAB2
Product: stabilin 2
Exons: 69
Coding region: 408-8054 (2548 amino acids)
Biological process (GO): cell adhesion
Molecular function (GO): calcium ion binding; hyaluronic acid binding
Source: RefSeq, a predicted model, not a curated record